UCUGUGGGGAGAUGAAUACAGAUGUGCAGAGAGUCGGAGGGAGAUGCACUGGCAGUCAAACAACCAACUGCAGCCACUCACACCAGGAGCAAAUAACACACGCAGCUGUGAUUUACUGGUAGGUGGAAGAAACACUGGGAUGUAGUCUGGAAUAAAGGAAGGGGAGCAAGCUCAGCCACUGGAAGCAUCAAGGAGAGAGGAAAACAGAAGAGUCAGUGUGCAGCAGGAAACAAAGGAAAGAGCUGAGACAGUGACCUGAGGUGGGAAAAGAAAACCAGAAGACUGAAACAGACCUGCUGACCUCUGCCUGCUGAUCAACAAUGUCUGUGCUGAUGCACUCGCUCCUGAUCCUCGGCCUGACGUUCACACAUGGCGCUUGUAUGAUCCAUAACCAUCACUGGGGUGAGUGGAACGACUCUCAGCUUCAGCCAACAAUUCAGAAGCUGAUGAAAGGAUACAACCGCUACCUCAGACCCAACUUCAAUGAGGGCCCUGUGGAAAUCGGAAUGAGCCUUGACAUCGCCAGUAUUGAUGCCAUCUCCGAAAUCAAUAUGGACUACACUGCGACCAUCUUCCUCCGUCAGCGCUGGCGUGAUUCCAGGCUGGUGUUCCCGGGAAACGAGAGCGUCAGCCUGGACGGACGCCUGGUGUCACUGCUGUGGAUCCCUGACACCUUCAUCCCAGACUCCAAGCGCUCCUUCCUGCAUGACGUCACGGUGGAAAAUCGCCUCAUACGCAUCUUCAGCAAUGGGACGGUUCUAUAUGCCCUUCGCAUCACAGCUACGAUCGCCUGCAACAUGGACCUGACCAAGUAUCCCAUGGACCGACAGGUGUGCACGCUGCAGCUGGAGAGCUGGGGCUACAACCUGCAGGAUGUGGUGUUCUACUGGACCAGAGGGAAUGAUUCGGUGAAGGGUCUCAACACGCUGCGUCUGGCUCAGUACAGUAUAGAGAGCUACUAUACAUCGGUGUCAGAGGCGGUGUAUGAAACAGGACAAUACCCCAAGCUGGUGCUGCAUUUUGCACUGCGCAGAAACGUGCUGUUCUUCAUCUUGGAGACGUACGUUCCCUCCGUCCUGCUCGUGGUUCUCUCCUGGGUCUCUUUCUGGAUCAGCCAGUCCUCUGUGCCAGCCAGGACCUGCAUUGGAGUGACGACAGUCUUGACCAUGACCACCCUGAUGAUGGGCGCUCGCACUUCUUUGCCCAAUGCCAACUGCUUCAUUAAGGCCAUCGAUGUUUACCUGGGCAUCUGCUUCACAUUCAUCUUUGGCGCACUGCUGGAGUACGCCUUUGCCCACUUCUACACCAUGCAGCACCAGACCGUAGAGGAUGUGCACAGAGAUCUCCUGAGGGAGUUGAGUGAAUCCAACAGAAAUGGCACCAUCCCCGUCGUCCGCUCCACCCAACCGAACCAGUCAGUGGAGAUCAGCUCCUCUGCGGGGGAGCCCGCGGAGCGGUCGGCGGAGAGUGACGCCCAGAGGCACGCGGGGCCGAAGGAGACGAUGCCAGGCCAGGGGUGCGGCCUGUCUUCGGUGAGGGAUGCGUCUCGCAGGGCGGCAUCCGUCUUCGUUGUGGAAAAUCCACACAACAUUGACCGCCACUCCCGCACCGUUUUUCCCACAGCAUUCCUCUUUGUCAAUGUCCUCUAUUGGCUCUACUAUCUCUUUCUCUGAGUGCUGCUUCCGUGGCUGUUGCAUGGUUAACCCCUGACCAUUCAGAAGCUGCUCCACCUCCUCAUUUUUAGAACCCAAUACCAGUCGCCAUUGCCUGGUUCUAAACUGAACAACCUUUCGGCCAGAGCCUUUUUGUACAAAUUAGUGGAAAAGCAGCUUCUUAGGCUGAGGGACCAGCUUUGGAUUAUACUCGUGUGUUGAAAGCUGUUAUCAUGUAUGAAUGGAUGGCUGCCAACAUAUUAACAUGUCAAAGAUAAUACAAAGCCUUUAUCUGUCCGUUUGCUGACACGUCGACAGAACAAAGUAGGAUGAAUUAACUAGCUAUCUACAACUGGCUGCCUGAACUGCACCACCCUGCACUGU
Molecule: messenger RNA, 2036 nt
Organism: Scophthalmus maximus (turbot)
Lineage: Eukaryota; Metazoa; Chordata; Actinopteri; Pleuronectiformes; Scophthalmidae
Product: gamma-aminobutyric acid type A receptor subunit pi
Exons: 10
Coding region: 321-1673 (450 amino acids)
Biological process (GO): chemical synaptic transmission; regulation of membrane potential; monoatomic ion transmembrane transport
Cellular component (GO): synapse; membrane; GABA-A receptor complex
Molecular function (GO): GABA-A receptor activity; extracellular ligand-gated monoatomic ion channel activity; neurotransmitter receptor activity
Source: RefSeq, a predicted model, not a curated record